AUGGAAGAGGAAUACUCUAAGGCUAUUCGUCAGUUGUUCAUCGACUGUGUGGCUAUUUCUGGUGUAACCGAAGAAUCAUGGACAGAGGAGAAUGAGAAAGCUGUGGAUCAGUUCAUUGAAGACACCUCUAUCACAACCAUGUUAGUCUACCUGGACACCAAGGUUGGACUUCGGGUGGAGUACUCGAUGCCCUUACUGGGAGAGGUGGUAGGGCAGUUGUCCUAUUUUGUCCGUGUGCCAGAAGCCAUAAUCACACUAGAAACGUUUGAUACAGCCAUACAGUUUGGCACGGUGCGGGGCAACCCCAUCCAGAGGCUGCUUCAUGACGUGACCUGUUUGCACGCCCCCCCAGUUGCCAUUAGCGCCUACAGGGAGCAGAGCACCAAGGACAACUAUACCAAACACAUGCACUUAUAUCUCGCCAGCCUUACAGAUGAUGUACAUAAGAAGUUUGGGAACAUUGUUCUCUACAUCCCAAUGGAAGGCCUGCAGUGCAGUGCUGAGGAGGCCAGCAAGGACAGGAAGCUGAUACAGAGAAUGGAAAUUGUAAUGAUCCACUGGACUGAUCAAAUCAAGGAGCUACUAAAUGCGCAAGACAUUGUGAACAUGAGAGACAGCUGUGGUCCACUGCAGGAGAUAUCCUUCUGGAAGACUCGCUCUACCCAGCUGUUGAACAUCAGCCGGCAGCUACAGAAGCCAGGGGUCAAGCACAUCCAGAACAUCCUCCAGGUUGCAAAGUCUCUAUAUGUACAGCGCUUCUGUCAGCUGGCCCAUGAAAUACAGGAUUGUUCUCUUCAGGCCCAGUCAAAUCUGACCUUCUUGUCCAUAUUGAAGGAGCCUUGCGAAGAGCUUGAGCAGCUUAAACCAAGCCAAAUUGCUUCCAAGUUUAAACACAUUGUCAGUCUCAUUCGAAUCAUCUGGAUCAACUCCCCCCACUACAAUACCAGUGAGAGGAUCAUCAACCUCUUCCGCCAGAUGACUAAUGAGAUCAUCCGUCUGUGCUCUCAAAGGAUCUGUCUGGACAGGAUUUUUGAAGGCUACGUGUUAUCUAGCAAACAAAUCCUCAGCGACUGCAUGCAGUGUUGCCUGAUCUGGAAGGAAGUUUACCUCCGUGCCUCAAAAAUUCAUCACAAGUAUUCCCGAAAAGGCUGGGUCCUGGACAAAACAACGUUUAUCGUGGUGAUUGAGUCUUAUGUUCAGAGGCUCAGAGACCUAAUUGAGAUAUGUGACUGCCAGCAUCAGUUUGCCCGUUGGGAGGAUGGUCAGCAGAGGGCUCUGCCAUGCUUAGGUGGUUGCAAGGGACCAGGGUUUACUGGCACCCUCCUGAAGAAUGAAAGCGACUUCCAUCGUAGCCUGGAAAAACUACGCUCUGUUGACAAGGGCAUACUUGAUGUCAAGGAUACCACGUGGUGCAAUGAAUUCAACAGGUUUUGUGCGUUUGUGAAAGAUCUGGAGAUGAAGAUUCAGGGCCUGAUUGGUUCAGUGUUUACGACAGGGAACACAGUUGAGGAAGGAAUUCGGCUGCUGGACGUCUUUACGCCUUUGUUCGCUCGCAAGUGCAUUAAGCGCACUGUAGAAGAGAAGCUGGAGGAAACCUGCAAUAUCUUUUACAAAGAGCUUAAAAUGGGAAACAAAGAGCUGAACCAGACCUCAAUGUUUUACCCUGAUCAUAUGCCCUGGAAAGCAGGCCAGGUCUACUGGGUGACAGCCCAAAGACAUCAGUUAGAGAGAUUCAUGGAGGUGCUUCAGAAGGCCCACUUAAUACUGGAUUCUCAGACCUGCAAGGAGUUACUUACCACCUGUGGUCAAACUAUGCAAAUUUUGGAUGAGAUUGUGAGGAAGAACUUCAGUGAAUGGACUCAGAAGUUGGAUGUGCAGUAUCUCAAACGCCUGGAGCAGCCACUCAUGGUGCGCUGCAAGGACAAGAAGCUGGACAUCAACUUUGACAACGACCUGUUGAAUCUGUUCUCUGAGAUCCAGUGCUGGGAUCGACUAAAGUUUGAGAUCCCCCAGAGUGUAUCUGACAUUUACCAGGACAGAGAUGACCUCAGAGGCCUGAGGCAGCAAGUACUGCUGCUGGUCCGCGAGUAUAACAGGAUCACAGAAAUGCUGUCUCCUGAGGAGUUGGGUCUUUUUCGGGAGAGAAUACGUUUCAUUGAUAAGAAGAUCCAGCCGGGUCUGACCAAACUCCUGUGGUUGUCUAAAGGAGCUUCUAACAUCUUCAUCCGUGACUGUCUCCUGCAUGUUGACAAGCUCCAUGUGAUAAUUGAUAAUUACAAAGUGUCCAGUCAGUUCAUCUUCAAACACUGUCAUCGGAUUAGUGAAGCACUUCUGGUUAAACUGGAUGGAAAAACUGUGUACAGGAAUCUGGAGUUUGAGGAUGACCAGAAGGCUCACCAGCAGAACAUUCUCCAAAUACUUCGCUCAGCACACCAGGAUAUUGUCAAUAUCAUGACCCGGAUCUAUGACAUCUUGGCAGAUGAUGGACCUGAGGUCCAGGAGCACUGGGUGAACUACAUAGAGAGGGUGGAUCAUAUGAUCGAAGAAGCUUUCAACAGUAACAUCAAAAACUCCUUGAAGAAGCUAUCCAAAGCGAUCAACGGUGACAGCAAGACUACACCCAGUCCCCUGUUUAAAGUCCUUGUUACCCUCCACAGAGCAGCUCCACAAAUGGCUCCAAAGGUAGAGUUUUCCCCAACUCUCAGAAAGCUGGCUCAGGUUGUGAAUAUUAUGCCUCAGCUCAUCAGUCUCAUCUCAGAAUUUAAACGACUCCAAGAACUUCUCUCCAACCAAGAGUCCCAGAAGGAUCCCAUACACAUCAUUAUAGGGCAAGAUGAGGGGAUAAAAAAGAUUCAGGCUGCAAUUGCCUCAGGGAUGACAGCCAAUGCCAGCCAAUUGCAAUCUCAUUUAAAAAACUGGGACAAAUACAGGGACAUCUGGGAGAUGAAUAAGGAUUCCAUUAUACAACGCUACCAGAGACUUAACCUACCGCUGUCUUCUUUUGAUGCAGAUAUACAAAGGUACUCAGAGAAGGCCAGCAGUGUUCAACAAGAAGAGACGGUGCUUAACAUCCAGUUUGUCAUGCUGGACUGUUCACCGCUCAAGUCUUCCUUGGUGCAGCACUGCAAUGAGUGGCAAACCAAGUUCACUCAGCUUCUCAGUGACAUGGCCAGCAUGCGCCUAAAAGAACUUCAUGCCUCCCUGCAUGACAGUGCCAGCAGGCUGAAAAAAUCUCCCCAGACACUGACGGAGCUCAGUGAGAGCCAAAAGCUCUUGGAGACUCUCCAGAGCAAUUUGGCCAAGACCGAAGCUCAGAUUCCUGUCAUCCAUGAACAGUUUGCUAUCCUCGACAAAUAUGAAGUCCCAGUGGAACAAGAUGUGCAGGAAAUGCGUGAUGUGCUGAAUGAGGAAUGGGUGUGGUUCCAGCAGGUGUUGAUCGACAGUGACAUCAUGCUGCAGAAACAAAAGGAAAAGUUUAAGAACAGCCUCGUCCUCUCUUACGAGGAGUUGAAGAAGAAGAUUGAGGCCACUGUGGAGGAGUUCAGUGCCAAAGGUCCAUUUAACAGUGCACUGAGCACUGACUUGGCCUUAAAACAAAUAGCAGAGCAUCGUAGCCAACUGGAGACUCUGAAACAGGAAGAAAGCACCAUCCAUGAUGGGCUGAGAUUCUUCAAAAUAGAACAAGCCCCCUCCAAAAGCAUACGGACUCUGGAGAAGGACUUGGACCAACUGCAGCAGGUCUGGGAUAUCACAGAGGAAUGGAACGCCAACUGGAAUAUCUGGAAGGCUGGCCAGUUUGGUACACUGCAGACAGAGAGCAUGGAGACUGCCGCACAGGACAUGUUUAAAAACCUCCAUAAACUCCAGAGAGAUCUGAAGGAUAAACAGUGGGAUAUUGUAGAUUUCUCCAAGAACAAGAUUGACCAGUUUAGGCAGGUCAUCCCGCUCAUUGCUGAUCUGAGGAACCCAGCCGUAAGAGACAGGCACUGGAAGCAGAUCUCUGAGGAGCUGCAGUAUUCUUUUGACCCAACCAGUGCUGAAUUCACCCUGGAAAAGAUCAUAUCUUUCGGCUUCAACAUGUAUACUGGCAAAAUCUGCGAGAUCUCUGGAGCCGCCACCAAGGAACUCUCCAUAGAACAGGGUCUGAAGGGUAUCACCAAGACGUGGCAGGAAAUGACCCUGGACAUAGCACCUUACAAAGAUGAAGGCCACUAUCGACUGAGGAGCACAGAAGAGGUUUUCCAGGCACUGGAGGACAACCAAGUUAUUUUGUCCACAAUGAAGGCAUCUCGGUUUGUCAAAGCCUUUGAACGGGAGGUGGACCGCUGGGAGCGUCAGCUCUCCCAUGUGCUGGAAGUCACUGAGAUGAUCCUUAAUGUGCAACGGCACUGGAUUUAUUUGGAGAACAUUUUCCAAGGCAAGGACAUUCGGGAGCAGUUGCCUCAUGAGUGCAAAGAAUUUGAAGACAUAAGUUCUAGUUGGAAAACCAUUAUGGGUUGUCUCCACAAGGAUAAAAAUGCCUUGCAGGGAACACACCAGCCUGGUUUGCCAGAGAAGCUGUCACAGAUGGGUUUUGAGCUGGAGGAAAUCCUUAAAGCCUUGGACAUAUACCUGGAGACCAAAAGGCAGAUCUUCCCGAGGUUCUAUUUCCUGUCCAAUGAUGACGUGCUGGAGAUCUUGGGACAAUCACAGAAUCCACAAGCCAUGCAGCCUCACCUGAAGAAGUGUUUUGACAACAUUAAGAGCCUGUCUACUGAAAAGACAAAGCUUAAAACACUAGCUGCUGGGAUGUUCUCUGCUGAUGGGGAGUUUGUUUCUUUAUAUGAAAAAGUGGAACUGAACAAACCUGUGGAGGAGUGGCUGUGCGAGCUGGAGCAUAGCAUGCGCCUUUCACUAAAGGAGUCCCUGAAGGACUGCCUUGUAGAUUUGAAGAGGAUAUCAGGACCAAGAGACAAAUGGGUCCGAGCUUGGCCAGGACAGAUGAUAAUCACAGCUAGUCAGAUCCAGUGGACUGCUGAUGUCACAAGAGCUCUCAUUAACUGCAAAGAGAGAGCUGACAAAGCCCCCCUGAAGUCCAUGAAGAAGAAACAGGUCUCCAUGCUUCAGUGCUAUUCAGAGAUCAUUCGUGGUAACUUGCCCAAAGUCCUGCGUUUGAAGAUCGUAGCUCUGGUGACAGUAGAGGUUCAUGCUCGGGAUGUUAUUGAUAAGCUGGCCAAGACAGGUUGCUACGAUGUCAAUGCCUUUGAGUGGGUUUCUCAGCUGCGGCUUUACUGGGAAAAAGACCAGGGGAAUGCAAUGACUUGUAUAAUCCGACAGACCAACACAGAGUUCAACUAUGGAUAUGAGUACCUGGGCAACUCGGGACGGCUCGUCAUUACUCCACUUACUGACAGGUGUUACAUGACACUGACCACAGCACUUCAUCUCCACCGUGGAGGCUCUCCUAAAGGCCCAGCUGGUACUGGAAAAACAGAGACAGUAAAGGACUUAGGAAAAGCUCUAGGCAUGUAUGUCAUCGUAGUCAACUGCUCUGAAGGACUGGACUACAAGUCCAUGGGACGCAUGUACUCUGGCCUGGCUCAGACAGGAGCAUGGGGAUGCUUUGAUGAGUUCAACCGUAUCAACAUUGAAGUGCUGUCGGUGGUGGCCCAGCAGAUCCUUUCCAUCCUGUCUGCUCUCUCAGCUCUGCAGUCCAAGUUCUAUUUUGAGGGACAACACAUCCGUCUGGUCUCGUCAUGUGGCAUCUUUAUCACCAUGAAUCCUGGUUAUGCUGGUCGUACUGAGCUUCCUGACAACCUGAAGUCCAUGUUCAGACCUAUAUCAAUGGUGGUGCCUGACUCUACUCUAAUUGCUGAGAUCUUGCUCUUUGGUGAGGGCUUCAACGACUGCAAGGUCCUUGCUAAGAAAGUGUUCACUCUGUACUCUCUGGCGGUGCAGCAGCUGUCCAAACAGGACCACUAUGAUUUUGGCCUUCGUGCUCUCACCUCUCUGCUUCGCUUUGCUGGAAAGAAGCGGCGCUCUUGCCCAAAUGUUCCUGAUGAAGAAGUCCUACUGAUGGCUAUGAAGGAUAUGAACAUUGCUAAGCUGACCUCUGCUGACCUGCCAUUGUUCAGUGGAAUCAUUCAAGACUUGUUCCCUGCCGUAGAAACACCUGUAAUAGACUACGGCAAAUUAAAGGAAGCCGUGGAGGAGGAGCUUAAUCGGAGUGGUUUGCAGGUGACACCCUUUACCGUGACCAAAGUCAUCCAACUUUAUGAGACUAAAAACUCUCGACACUCCUCCAUGCUGGUGGGCAAGACAGGCAGUGCUAAGAGUGUUACCUGGAGGACCCUACAAAAUGCCAUGACUGCUCUGCAUCAAAAAGGAGAGCCAGGCUUUCAGCAGGUCCAGGACUAUCCUCUGAAUCCCAAAGCCCUCAGUUUAGGAGAGCUGUAUGGCGAGAAUGAUCUCUCUACUAACGAGUGGACUGAUGGAGUGCUGUCAUCCCUCAUGAGAUCAGCUUGCGCUGAUGAGAAACCAGAUGAGAAGUGGAUCGUGUUUGAUGGGCCAGUUGACACACUUUGGAUUGAGAGUAUGAACUCAGUUAUGGAUGACAACAAAGUGCUCACGCUCAUCAACGGAGAGAGAAUCUCUAUGCCUGAGCAGGUGUCUCUUCUAUUUGAGGUGGAGAACCUAGCAGUGGCUUCUCCAGCUACGGUGUCCCGCUGUGGAAUGGUCUACAAUGAUUAUACUGAUCUGGGAUGGAAACCUUUUGUGCAGUCCUGGCUGGACAAGCGACACAAAGCUGAAGUGAACCAUUUGAAGCCCUUGUUUGAGAAGUACAUAGAGAGCACGAUCAACUAUAAGAAGAGCAACUGCAAGGAGCUGAUCCCCAUCACCAAACUUAAUGGCGUCACCUCUCUCUGCCGCCUCUAUGACUCCCUGGCUACAUCGAGCAGUGGGGUGAAUCCUUUAGACACAGAUAACCUGGGUAGGAUGGUGGAACUGUGGUUCAUCUUCAGCCUUAUCUGGUCCAUAUGUACCUCUGUCGACGAGGAUGGACGCAAGAGGAUGGACAACUUCCUACGGGAGAUGGAGGGAACAUUCCCUGCCAAGGACACAGUUUAUGAGUACUACGUGGACCCAAAGAACAAAUGCUGGGCUUCAUUUGAAGAUAAAUUGCCAAAAGGCUGGCGCUACAAUGCUUCAGCUCCAUUCUAUAAGAUUAUGGUUCCAACUGUGGACACCGUUCGCUAUAACUUACUGGUUAAGGCUCUGGUGUUGAAACACUACCCUGUGCUGCUCACUGGGCCAGUGGGCACUGGUAAAACUUCAGUGGCCCAUAGUAUUUUGCAGGGCUUAGAUAACAAAUGGAAGACCCUCACCAUCAACAUGUCUUCACAGACCACCUCUAACAACAUCCAGGACAUUAUAGAGAGUCGCAUAGAAAAGAGAACCAAAGGCGUGUAUGUGCCAGCAGGUGGGAAACACCUGCUGUGUUUCCUUGAUGACCUCAACAUGCCGGCUCAUGACCUCUUUGGCUCCCAGCCACCCCUGGAGCUUCUGCGCCUAUGGAUUGACUAUGGCUUCUGGUAUGAUCGCAAGAAACAGACCCUAAAGGUUGUCAAGGACAUGUUCUUGCUAGCAUCAAUGGGGCCCCCUGGUGGUGGGAGGACUCACAUCACGCCGCGUUUUCAGAGUCGAUUCAACCUCAUUAAUAUGACUUUCCCUAAUGCCUCCCAGAUCAAGUGCAUCUACAGUGCCAUGAUCAACCAAAAGCUCCAGGAGUUUAAGGAGGAGCUGAAGCCCAUUGGAAAGAUUCUCACUCAGGCAACCUUAGAACUGUAUAAUGGCGUCACUGCCUUUUUUCUUCCCACUCCAGCCAAGAUACAUUACCUCUUCAACCUCAGGGACAUCUCCAAGGUGUUUCAGGGUUUACUAAGAGCUCAUCCAGACUUCCAUGAUACCAAAACCAACAUUACUAGACUGUGGAUCCAUGAAUGUUUCAGGGUUUUCUCAGAUCGGCUUGUAAACCACAGUGAUAUGGAUACCUUUAUUUCUCUCCUAGAGGAAAAACUGGGUUCACUCUUUGACCUCACCUUCCACAGCAUCUGCCCGAACAAGCAACCGCCAAUAUUUGGUGAUUUCAUGAGUGAGUCGUCUGUCUAUGAGGACCUGCAGGACAUGAAGAGUCUCAAGAAGUUCAUGGAAACACAGCAAGAGGACUACAAUCUGACACCUGGCGUGGUGCCUACAAACCUGGUGCUCUUCAGAGAUGCCAUCGAACACAUUACUCGGAUCAUUCGAGUGAUCAGUCAGCUCAGGGGCAACAUGCUGUUGGUAGGUGUCGGGGGCUCAGGUCGGCGAAGCCUGUCUAAGAUAGCUGCCUUCAUAUGUCAGUACCAGGUAUUCCAAGUGGAAGUCACCAAGCAGUACCGCAAACUGGAGUUUAGAGAGGACAUCAAGAAGCUAUACCGUUUGGCGGGUGUGGACAACAAUCCCACAGUCUUUCUGUUCAAUGACACCCAGAUUGUUGAUGAAUCCUUCCUAGAGGAUAUCAAUAACAUCCUGAGUUCAGGAGAGGUGCCUAACCUAUAUAAGCCAGACGAGUUUGUAGAGGUAUGCAAUGCUCUUUCAGAGCCUGCCAGGAAAGACAAUGUGGCUGAGACUCCUGACUCAUUGUUCAGCUACCUGAUCGAGCGAGUCAGGAACAACCUGCACAUUGUGCUCUGUUUGAGUCCAGUGGGAGAGCCAUUCAGGAACCGCAUCCUCCAGUACCCAGCUCUUGUUAACUGCACCACUAUAGACUGGUUCUGUGAAUGGCCCAAAGAUGCCCUCCUGGAGGUUGCUGAGAGGUACUUGGAUGGAAUGGAGCUGGGCUCAAUGGAAGGGAUCCAGACAAAUGUUGCCAGUAUCUUUGUGACCACACACCAGUCAGUAGCACAAGUCUCCCAAAGAAUGAAACUGGAGCUGAGGAGACAAAAUUAUGUGACACCAACAAACUACCUGGAGCUGGUGUCUGGAUACAAGAAACUGCUGGCGGAGAAACGCGGUGAGUUGGGAGAGCAGGUGAGCAAGCUGCGUAACGGCCUUCUGAAAAUCAGUGAAACGAGGGAGAAAGUGGAGGCCAUGUCUAUAGAGCUCGAGGAGGCCAAAAAGCAGGUUGCCGAGUUCCAGAAACAGUGUGAUGAAUAUUUGUCCGUCAUUGUGCAACAAAAGAAAGAAGCCGACAGCCAGCAGAAGACGGUGAGUGAUGAAAAUGAGAAAAUUGGGGCAGAAGAGUUGGAGUGUAAAGCCAUGGCUGAGAAUGCACAGAGAGACCUGGAUGAGGCCCUGCCUGCCCUGGAAGAAGCCAUGAAGGCUCUGGAGUCUCUGAAUAAGAAGGACAUGACUGAGAUCAAAUCAUACGGCCGUCCUCCUGCACUGGUGGAGACAGUGAUGCAUGCUGUUAUGACCCUUCUGGAGAAAGAGCCAACCUGGGCAGAAGCCAAGAGACAGCUGGGUGAGGCCAACUUCAUCAAAACAUUGGUUAAUUUUGACAAAGAUAAUAUAUCAGACCGUGUUUUGAAGAAGAUUGGCCAGUACUGCAAGCAAGUGGACUUCCAGCCAGAGAUCAUCGGCAAAGUAUCGCUGGCUGCCAAGUCACUCUGUAUGUGGGUCAGAGCCAUGGAGGUGUACGGUCGUGUCUACAGGGUAGUAGAACCAAAGCGUGCACAGCUGAAUGCUGCCAUGGCCCAGCUAGCAGAGAAGCAGGCCGCACUGGCCGAGGCUCAGAACAAACUACGAGCAUUGGGGGAAAAAUUGGAGCAGCUGAAAAAGCAGCACAGUGAAAAACUGGCCAUGAAGGAGAGUUUGAGGAAGAAAUCAGAUGAGAUGGAGGUGAAACUGGACCGUGCUGGCAAACUGGUGACUGGACUUGCUGGAGAGAGGGUCCGCUGGGAGGAGAGAGUUGUUGGCCUUGAAGAAAAUAUGGGGUAUCUGGUGGGAGACUGUUUGCUGGCAGCUUCUUUUCUCUCAUACAUGGGCCCCUUCCUUUCCAACUAUAGAGAGGAGUUGCUUGAAAUCUGGAUGAAGGAGGUAAAGGGCUUAGGGAUCGCAUGUACACCAGGAUUCAGUUUUGCAGUUUUUAUGUCCAAACCCACAGUAGUGAGAGACUGGAACAUCCAGGGCCUGCCCACUGAUGCUUUUUCUACUGAGAAUGGAAUUAUAGUCACCCGUGGAAACCGAUGGCCACUGAUGGUGGACCCUCAAGGCCAAGCUUUGAAGUGGAUUAAAAAGAUGGAACUAUCAAGGGGUCUCAAAGUAAUCGAUUUUCAAAUGCCAGACUACCUGCGGGUUCUGGAGAAUGCCAUCCAGUUUGGGAAUCCUGUUUUGCUGCAGAAUGUCCAGGAGGAAUUGGAUCCCUCUCUCAACCCAGUUCUCAACAAGUCCCUGACACGCAUAGGCGGCAGGUUGCUUUUGAAGCUGGGUGAUAAGGAGGUGGAGUACAGUCCUGAGUUCCGCUUCUAUAUCACCACCAAGCUUUCUAACCCCCACUACACCCCAGAGAUUUCUGCAAUGACCACUAUAGUAAACUUUGCUGUUAAGGAGCAGGGUUUAGAAGCCCAGCUACUGGGAAUUGUGGUGCGUAAAGAGCGUCCAGAGCUGGAAGAGCAGAAAGACUCUUUGGUGAUUAGCAUUGCCUCUGGCAAGAAGAGCCUGCAGGACCUGGAGGAUGAGAUUCUCAGACUGCUGAAUGAGUCAACUGGCUCGCUCCUGGACGAUGUGCAGCUGGUAAACACCCUGCAGGCAUCCAAAGUGACAGCCACUGAAGUUUCAAAACAGCUGGAAAGCAGUCAACAGACCGAGCUCAAGAUCGACUCUGCAAGAGAGGCCUACCGUCCAUGUGCUGAGCGAGCCUCUAUUCUCUUCUUCAUUCUAAGUGACAUGGGCCGCAUUGACCCCAUGUACCAGUUCUCAUUGGAUGCCUACAUUAACCUGUUUAACCUCAGCAUAGAAAAGAGCAAGCGCAGCCAGAAGCUGGAGGAGAGGAUCACCAACCUCAAUGAUUAUCACACAUACGCAGUGUACAAGUACACGUGUCGUGGUCUGUUUGAGGCUCACAAGCUGCUCUUCAGCUUCCAGAUGUGCGCCAAAAUUCUGGAGGUGGCCGGAAAACUCAACACGGAUCAGUAUAACUUCUUACUUCGAGGUGGAAUUGUUCUUGAUAAGAAGGGGCAGAUGGAUAACCCAUUUACCAGUUGGUUGGCAGACUCCAGCUGGGACAACAUCACACAGUUGGAUAAGCUGCCCGGCUUCCGUGGCAUCAUGUCCUCCUUUGAACAAUCCUCUCGAGACUGGAACGUUUGGUUCACCAGCUCUGAGCCAGAGAAUGCUCCACUUCCAGGUGAUUGGGAGAGUAACUGUAAUGAGUUCCAGAAAAUGCUGAUAGUGCGUUCUCUGCGUCCUGACCGUGUCUCCUUCUGCAUUACCUCCUUCAUCAUUAAACACCUCGGCUCUCGCUUUGUGGAACCACCUGUACUCGACAUGAAAUCAGUUGUGGAGGAAUCAACCAGCUGUACUCCUCUGAUCUUUGUUCUGUCUCCCGGGGUGGACCCUACAGGCGCUCUGCUGCAGCUAGCUGAGGCUUCUGGGAUGAGCAACCACUUCCAGGCUCUGUCUCUGGGCCAGGGACAGGCUCCCAUUGCCAAGAGCAUGAUAGAGGAGGGCAUUAAGAACGGUCAUUGGGUGUUCCUGGCCAACUGUCACCUCUCUCUGUCAUGGAUGCCUGAGCUGGACAAGCUGAUUAAGCAGCUACAGCUGCAGAAGCCCCACCCAGACUUCAGGCUCUGGCUCAGCUCUUCACCACACCCUGAUUUUCCCAUUACCAUCCUGCAGGCUGGCAUCAAGAUGACCACUGAACCACCGAAGGGUGUUAAAGCCAACAUGAAGCGUCUUUACCAGCUGGUGACAGAAGCUCAAUUCAACAGCUGCAAUAAACCCGUAUUCUACAGGAAGCUCCUCUUUUCCCUCUGCUUUUUUCACAGCAUUCUUCUGGAAAGAAAGAAGUUUCUACAGAUGGGCUGGAACAUUGUGUAUGGCUUUAAUGAUUCUGACUUUGAGGUGAGUGAGAAACUACUCAGCCUGUACCUGAAUGAUUAUGAGGAGAUUCCCUGGGAUGCACUCAAGUACCUCAUUGCUGGGGUCAACUAUGGAGGUCACGUCACCGAUGACUGGGACAGACGUCUUCUGACCACAUACAUCAAUGACUACUUCUGUGACGCUGUCAUAAACCAGCCAUUCUUCAAGUUAUCAACUUUAACCAACUAUUACAUCCCCCGUGACGGUUCCCAGGCUUUAUAUAAGGAAUAUAUCGACAGGAUGCCAUCCACAGAGCAUCCAGAACUAUUUGGCCAGCACCCUAAUGCUGACAUUGCAAGCCAGAUCGCUGAGACUAAGACAGUGUUUGACACCCUGCUCUCCCUGCAACCCCAGGUUACCAGCAAGACUGCUGCUGGGGGUAGUAGAGAAGAUAAGGUGUUAGAGCUGUUGACAGAUGUUCGUGGAAAGAUCCCAAAGUGCAUUGAAUGCGAGGGCACGAGAACCCUCUUGCUAGACAACCCUUCACCCCUUAAUGUGGUCUUGCUGCAAGAGAUCCAGAGAUACAACUCUCUGCUGAGCACCAUUAAAUCAUCUCUGGUGGAACUGGAGAAAGGGAUCAAAGGCUUAGUAGUGAUGUCACCCAGCUUGGAGGAGAUCUUCAACUGUAUCCAUGAUGCCCGUGUACCAUCGCUCUGGGAGAAGGCAUACCCCUCACUGAAACCCCUGGCAGCGUGGACCAGGGAUCUUUGCCAGCGAGUCGAUCAGUUUGCACGCUGGGCACAGACGACCCAGCCCCCCAACUUGUUCUGGCUGUCCGGUUUCACCUUUCCCAACGGUUUCCUCACUGCUGUUCUGCAGUCAUCAGCUCGACAACGCAACAUAUCAGUAGACAUGCUGUCCUGGGAGUUUAUAGUGUCCACUGUAGAUGACAGCAAGCUCCUUUACCCACCAAAGGACGGAGUCUUUGUCAGAGGUUUGUAUUUAGAGGGAGCAGGUUGGGACAAGAACAACUCCUGUUUGGUGGAAGCUAAACCCAUGCAGAUGGUCUGUCCUAUACCCACCAUCCACUUCAAACCAGUGGAAAACCGCAAGAAGAUGGCCAAGAGUGUGUACCUGUGUCCGUGUUACUACUACCCGGUGCGUGCUGGUGGGGCAGGCCGAGCGUCUUUUGUUGUCGGCGUUGAACUUAAAUCUGGAGCUGUGAUUCCAGAGCACUGGAUCAAGAGAGGAACUGCUCUUCUCAUGAGCCUGGACAACUGA
Messenger RNA from Pelmatolapia mariae (spotted tilapia), 13320 nucleotides. It is a transcript of the gene dnah2, whose product is annotated as dynein, axonemal, heavy chain 2. Lineage: Eukaryota; Metazoa; Chordata; Actinopteri; Cichliformes; Cichlidae. The coding region runs from base 1 to 13320 and encodes 4439 amino acids. Gene Ontology annotation, biological process: microtubule-based movement. Gene Ontology annotation, molecular function: minus-end-directed microtubule motor activity; dynein light intermediate chain binding; ATP binding. Gene Ontology annotation, cellular component: dynein complex. The record is from RefSeq and is a predicted model, not a curated record. The transcript is spliced from 87 exons.